Molecule: messenger RNA, 321 nt
Organism: Neospora caninum
Lineage: Eukaryota; Apicomplexa; Conoidasida; Eucoccidiorida; Sarcocystidae
Product: thioredoxin h, related
Exons: 3
Coding region: 1-321 (106 amino acids)
Molecular function (GO): protein-disulfide reductase activity
Source: RefSeq, a predicted model, not a curated record
AUGCCGAUCGAGCACAUCACUACCGAGGCGCAAUACAAGAGCCUCGUCGAAGACAACGAGAUUGUUCUUGUUGACUUUUACGCGGUAUGGUGCGGCCCUUGCCGCCAGAUCGCCCCCGUGGUGGAAAGCAUGAGCGCCAAGCCGGAGUACGCGAAAGUGAAAUUCGCGAAAGUUGACGUCGACGAGUUGGCAGAGAUUGCUGAGAGGGAAGAUGUCAACGCUAUGCCCACCUUCAAGCUGUACAAGCAAGGCAAAGCAGUCGACACUGUACUCGGUGCGAAUGUCGAGCGCAUUGAAGAGAUGUUGAAGCAGCACCUCUAA